AUGAGUCCACAGCAUACUAAUAAUGAAGAUGUCGGUUAUGAUGUAUCACAAUAUCAUGAAAGAACAUUUUGGGAAAAAGUUUCCCAAGAACCAGCUGUACCUAUAGGUUUUUGCGGUUUGACCGGAGUAGUUUCAUAUUUUUUAUACAAUUAUAAAAACAGAGGUGAUACAAGAACAUCAUUGUAUUUGAUUAACAUGCGUUUGAUAGCUCAAGGAACUCUAUUAAGUACAUUAGCUGUUGCACUCGUUUAUUCGCUUUCACAAAAAGAUUAUUCAAAAAUAUUUGGUAAAAAAUAA
This is a messenger RNA of Pediculus humanus corporis (human body louse), 297 nucleotides long. RefSeq lists its product as uncharacterized. Gene Ontology annotation, biological process: mitochondrial respirasome assembly. The transcript is spliced from 2 exons. NCBI's taxonomy places the organism in Eukaryota, Metazoa, Arthropoda, Insecta, Psocodea, Pediculidae. The record is from RefSeq and is a predicted model, not a curated record. Bases 1 to 297 code for a protein of 98 amino acids. Gene Ontology annotation, cellular component: mitochondrion.